AUGCUCAUCCAUCAUUCAUUCUCUCAUAUAUAUAAAGGAAGGUGGUGAUCGAGUGGGCCUCUGGGACAGAUCCGUAUCUGAGAAAAGUAAUAAUAAUAAUAAUUCUUUUCUUCUUCUUCUUCUUCAUUUGGCUCCAAGGAUUAGCUAGGUAGAGCAUUGCAGCAAGAUUGCUUAAUUGUUAUGGGCAGGCAACCUUGCUGUGAUAAGUUGGGUGUGAAGAAAGGGCCGUGGACUGCUGAGGAAGAUAGGAAGCUCAUCUCUUUCAUCCUCACCAAUGGCCACUGCUGCUGGCGCGCCGUCCCUAAGCUCGCCGGCCUCCGCCGCUGCGGCAAGAGCUGCCGCCUCCGCUGGACUAACUACCUCCGCCCCGACUUGAAGCGCGGCCUUCUUACUCAAGAGGAAGAGAAGCUGGUCAUUGAUCUCCAUGCACGCCUCGGCAACAGGUGGGCGAAAAUUGCAGCAAGAUUACCUGGGAGAACAGACAAUGAGAUCAAGAACCAUUGGAACACUCAUAUAAAGAAGAAGCUUAUAAAGAUGGGAGUAGAUCCACUGACACAUGAGCCAUUACAGAAAGAUGAUGAUGAAGAAAUGCUGCCACCAUCUUCAUUAUCACUACAUUCUGGUGAUGAUCAAAAGCUUAAACCUGCAGAGAAUGAUGAUGAUCUGGAAGAAGAGCUACCAAAAAUGGAAGAACAUCAACAGUGCUCUAGCAAGGAAGCCAUGUUUGCAGCAGGUCCACAGGUGGAAGAAGCUGAUUAUGACCCAUGGAUGAGCCAGUUAUUGUCAGACACAUUUUUCAACGAUCUGUCAUGGAGUUUUGGAGGAGAUGAAUGCAGUGACUUUGCCAUGUCAUCAUCUUCUCAUGGAAGCUCAUCAGAAUGGCUCAUGGAUUUGCAAGAUUUUGGUGAAGAUCAAAGCUGGGCAUUAUUGCCUGGUAAUCAGCCUCCCAAGAACAUGGACAUGGAGAUUCACACACAGGAUAUAAUAUAAGCUGGAAGUUCUGAUGAUAUAUAUGAUGGACAUGUGAUCAUCACGUGAUAUUAAUGUAUAAACAAUUUUACCAGUCCUGCAAACUUGAAGAAUAAGAAUACAAUAUAAAGCGUGGUUUGAAGGGGCUUAAA
Messenger RNA from Ipomoea nil (Japanese morning glory), 1121 nucleotides. RefSeq names its product protein ODORANT1-like. Lineage: Eukaryota; Viridiplantae; Streptophyta; Magnoliopsida; Solanales; Convolvulaceae. The transcript has 2 exons. The record is from RefSeq and is a predicted model, not a curated record. The coding region runs from base 181 to 990 and encodes 269 amino acids.